CCUCUCCGGGCGGUGUCCGUGGCUCGGCGCGGCCGGGAGCGAUGGAGGCGUUGCCGCCGCUGACGAUGGAGGAGGCGGAAGGCGGCCUGUUGAGGCGGCCCUGGGCCUGGCUUCGGCUGUCCGGGGACUCGCUCCUGGCCAAGGCCCGUUUCACCGACCGCGGCUACGUCCUGCUGCUCUGCGACCUCCGGCACGCCUGGCUCGAGCGCGUCGACUCGGACCUGGUCGGCAGGAGGGCCAAGGAGCUGAACAGGCGUCUGACGGCCCCCCCCGCCGCCUUCCUGUCGCGCCUCGACGGCCUGCUGGGCUCCCUGAUGGAGGCCGGCGGAGCCCCCGACCGCGGCCGAGACCCCCCGCCCGGCGGAGCGCCCCCCGGGACCACCUUCCGCUGCACCCGCGCCGCCGGGACCCUCACCCUGAGCGUGGGCGGCCAGCUGGCCGGCCUGCCCUUCCGCUGGGAGUUCCACUGCGCCCCGGCCCCCUCCAGCCUGGUGUUCGAGCAGCUGGUGCAGCCCCUGAUGGGCGUGAGCCUGGCACUGCAGGGCCAGGUGCGGGAGCUGGCGGGCCUCCUGCGGCUCAAGGACGCCCAGAUCCAGGACUACGAGGACGGCGGGGCCGUGCUCGGCCGAGAUCGUCUGAAGACGGAGCCGUUCGACGAAGACGCCUUCCAGGAGCGAUUCGUCGCCGAGAAGUUGCCGGCGGCCUGCGACUGGAGGGACGGGCGGCCGCUGGCCCACAGCCUGCGGCCCCUCUACGGGGCCGUGACCGCGGCAGCCCCCCGACACGGCCCCGACCGCCGCACCCCCGGAGAUGGCCCGAGUCCGGAGUCCGACGACGAAGCCGCCCCUCAGCCCGGGGACGCCCCGGGCGGCCCGCGGCCCCCUCCCUCCGCCCCGGCCCGGGCCUCAUCCGAAGCCCUCCUCACACUCCAGAGCCCUCCGAUGCCGCCCCUGAGAGCCCGGCCCCUCAAGGUCAGAGCCAGGAAGAAGAAACCACAGGGUCUGUUCAGCUGAGAACCUCCAGCCGCCCCGGAGGCCAAGACGGGGGUCAGGCGGCGACGGGGCGGGCUCUGCCGGCGGCCUCACCGUCCCCCGCCCCACCCCAGGACGGCACUGACCCCGGAAUUUCCUGGGGGGACUGGGGGUCCCUGCUCCAGGGACCCUCGGAAGGAUCGGAUCCCGGCGGAGACUUGGCCACCGGGCCCUCAGCGCCCCCACCCCCGACCCCUGACCCCCCGACCCCCGACUCCGGCCUGGCCUUCCCUAUCCCGGCCCUGCCUUUCCUGUGACCCACUGAACGGACCGGCUCGGGGCUUGGCGUGCGAAGUGGAGAGUCUCCCAUCUUCGGGGCAGGUCCCCCCCCCCCCCCCCAUUCCCCGGAAGUUCCCCAGCCCCAUGCCACCCCCAUAGUCUGGCCCCCGACCCCCAAGAAUAGGCCCGGGACCAGCUAGGGGGGCUAGCCCUCCCUGCCCAUCCCCCUCGCAGUGCCCCUUCUACCCUCCUGCCUUCUGACUGUGGAAUAAAACCCUGGCUCAGCACUGCC
Molecule: messenger RNA, 1542 nt
Organism: Ornithorhynchus anatinus (platypus)
Lineage: Eukaryota; Metazoa; Chordata; Mammalia; Monotremata; Ornithorhynchidae
Gene: NHEJ1
Product: non-homologous end joining factor 1
Exons: 8
Coding region: 42-1013 (323 amino acids)
Biological process (GO): double-strand break repair via nonhomologous end joining
Cellular component (GO): nucleus; DNA ligase IV complex
Molecular function (GO): DNA end binding
Source: RefSeq, a predicted model, not a curated record